This is a messenger RNA of Gadus macrocephalus (Pacific cod), 4294 nucleotides long. It is a transcript of the gene nr1h3, whose product is annotated as nuclear receptor subfamily 1, group H, member 3. The record is from RefSeq and is a predicted model, not a curated record. Gene Ontology annotation, biological process: positive regulation of transcription by RNA polymerase II; lipid metabolic process; negative regulation of transcription by RNA polymerase II. Bases 174 to 1271 code for a protein of 365 amino acids. NCBI's taxonomy places the organism in Eukaryota, Metazoa, Chordata, Actinopteri, Gadiformes, Gadidae. Gene Ontology annotation, molecular function: nuclear receptor activity; zinc ion binding; RNA polymerase II cis-regulatory region sequence-specific DNA binding. The transcript is spliced from 8 exons.
CAGACCUGUUCUGAUUGGAAGGUCACGAAGGUGGGGAGAGCUCUCCUCGCCGCUCAGGUGAGCUGGAGAAACCUCCCCUUCAACCGCUGAAGCUCCUCGGACAGAAAAAACGGCAUUCCAGCUCUGUUGACGGGCAGCCGGUGGUGAAGAGGAAGAAGGGGCCCGCCCCCAAGAUGCUGGGCAAUGAGGUGUGCAGCGUGUGCGGGGACAAGGCGUCGGGCUUCCACUACAACGUGCUGAGCUGCGAGGGCUGCAAGGGCUUCUUCCGCCGCAGCGUCAUCAAGGGCGCGCAGUACGCCUGCAAGAGCAGCGGCCGCUGCGAGAUGGACAUGUACAUGAGGCGCAAGUGCCAGCAGUGCCGGCUCCGCAAGUGCAGAGAGGCGGGCAUGCUGGAGCAGUGCGUCCUGUCGGAGGAGCAGAUCAGGCUGAAGAAGAUGAAGAAGCAGCACGAGGACGAGUCUGCGCGCGCCUCGUCGGUGGCCACGCCCACGCCGCCCUCGGAGCUGCUCAGCCUGGGCCCCGAGCAGCAGGCCAUGAUCGACAAGCUGGUGGCCAUGCAGAAGCAGUGCAACAAGAGGUCCUUCAUCGACCGGCCCAAAGUCACCCCCUGGCCCCUGAGCCAGGACCCCCAGAACAGGGAGGUGCGUCAGCAGCGGUUCGCCCACUUCACAGAGCUGGCCAUCAUGUCGGUCCAGGAGAUCGUGGACUUUGCCAAGCAGCUCCCCGGCUUCCUGGAGCUGACCAGAGAGGACCAGAUCGCCCUGCUAAAGACCUCCACCAUCGAGAUCAUGCUGCUGGAGACGUCCCGGAGGUACAACCCGGCCAUCGAGAGCAUCACCUUCCUCAAGGACUUCAGCUACAACAAGGAGGACUUCGCCAAAGCAGGGCUGCAGUUUGAGUUCAUCAACCCCAUCUUUGAGUUCUCCAAAGGGAUGAACGACCUCCACCUGGACGAGGCCGAGUACGCCCUCCUCAUCGCCAUCAACAUCUUCUCUGCAGACCGGCCCAACGUGCAGGACCACGACCUGGUGGAGCGCCUGCAGCAGCCCUACGUCGACGCCCUGCGCGCCUACAUCUCCAUCAAGAGACCCAACACGGCCCCCUCUCCUCUGAUUGGUUCCCAGGACCACCUGAUGUUCCCCCGCAUGCUGAUGAAGCUGGUGAGCCUGCGCACGCUGAGCUCCGUGCACUCGGAGCAGGUGUUCGCCCUGCGGCUGCAGGACAAGAAGCUGCCCCCGCUGCUCUCCGAGAUCUGGGACGUCCACGAGUGACCGCCUCCCCCCUGGACCCGCCCCUCUCCCCACCUGGCUCCUCCCAGCUCCCCCUGGACCCGCCCCUCUCCCCACCUGGCUCCUCCCAGCUGCCCCUGGACCCGCCCCUCUCCCCACCUGGCUCCUCCCAGCUGCCCCUGGACCCGCCCCUCUCCCCACCUGGCUCCUCCCAGCUCCCCCUGGACCCGCCACCCUCCCCACCUGGCUCCUCCCAGCUGCCCCUGGACCCGCCCCUCUCCCCACCUUGCUCCUCCCAGCUCCCCCUGGACCCGCCCCCCUCCCCACCUGGCUCCUCCCAGCUCCCCCCUGGACCCGCCCCCCUCCCCACCUGGCUCCUCCCAGCUCCCCCCUGGACCCGCCCCUCUCCACACCUGGCUCCUCCCUGCUCCACCUGGCCCCACCCCUCUCCCCACCUGGGUCACCCCCACCUCAGCUGGCUCCUCCCUGCUCCACCUGGCCCCACCCCUGCCCCACCUGGCUCCUCCCUGUCCCACCUGGCUCCUCCCUCCCAAGCCCUGGAGGGGCGGAGCCAUCAGACUCUCGACGGCCCGUUAACCGUUGGGACAGACUUGGUGGUGUUCUUCUGACAUGGACUGGUUCUACGUGUGCAGAAUGAUAUAGAUCUAUUUUACCUUCAUUCUUUCUGGGCUCUCCUGUGUCCAGAGACCCCCUCUCCUGAGAGGGGGUCUCUGAUUGGACGGUAGGAUCCUCUAACACGGGGCUCUGAUUAGACGGUAGGGCCCUCUAACACGGGGGUCUCUGAUUGGACGGUAGGACCCUCUAACACGGGGGUCUCUGAUUGGACGGUAGGACCCUCUAACACGGGGGUCUCUGAUUGGACGGUAGGACCCUCUAACACGGGGCUCUCUGAUUGGACGGUAGGACCCUCUAACACGGGGGUCUCUGAUUGGACGGUAGGACCCUCUAACACGGGGGUCUCUGAUUGGACGGUAGGACCCUCUAACACGGGGCUCUCUGAUUGGACGGUAGGACCCUCUAACACGGGGGUCUCUGAUUGGACGGUAGGACCCUCUAACACGGGGCUCUCUGAUUGGACGGUAGGACCCUCUAACACGGGGGUCUCUGAUUGGACGGUAGGACCCUCUAACACGGGGGUCUCUGAUUGGACGGUAGGACCCUCUAACACGGGGCUCUCUGAAGUGCAAAGAGCUCCUUUUCUGUCAGCCUCUUGCUCUUCCUGUCGUGUUGACUCUGCAAAGAGCAGAAUCCAGCUUCUAUCUAUAUAGAUCUAUAUAGAUAUACAUCUAUGGAUCAGGCUUGCAGGCUAGUUUUGAUGUGCACAAAUUAAUAUAUGUAGAAGGUUGUUUUAUAGUGGACUUCUUUACCUCAAUUCUAAUGUUGUUAAUGGCAAUGCUUUCAGCAGAUCUUGGCUCUCUAACAUUACAGUCCAUAGAAAAUUCCAGCUGCCAAUGAAUAGGUGGUGACCUCUGACAGUAGAAUAGGUUCUACACAUCUGAGGAACAGAUGAUCCUGCUCUGCAUUGAAUUAGUUUGGUCCCAAAUACAAAUCAUUGGGUUAGGGUAUUAAAUCACAUUUGAUCAUCAGAACUAGUUUGAAAGAUAUAUUGUACAAUUGUCAGAUACUGAUAGCAUUAGUUUUAUGUAAAAUAUACAUGUCAGAUUUUGAUUACAUGCUUAUAGGACUGAAAAUGAGCAGAAUAGAUCAUUGUUUUAAUUUAGUGCAAAGGGUCAUGUCUGCAUGAUUCAUCAUUCUUUACUUUUUGCUCUUUAAUACUUCAAGCAGAGCUUGAACUUUGGAACAAAUAUGUCCCUUCAUUGAGUGAUUUGUCAUAAAUGAUGACAACGGCUGGGGUGGGUUGAAUACAGCAGGGUUUAUCGUUCCACAACUUCUAAUAGCUUACAGAAAUGGGUUGAUACUUGGAUAGAUGGUGGUUGAUACUUCAGUAUGUAUCAUGCCUGGGGUUUUAACUGCAGCCAACGCUACAUUAUUUGAAAGUAUGUAUAAUACUGAUAAUACCAUCACCAACUUGGUUAUUGAAAAGGUGGAGGCUCAUUACAUCUGUCCAACCAUGAAGUGAUGCUUUUGUUCCAAGCUGCUGUGAAAGAGUUGCAUAGUACAAAGCUAAGGCAGAGCCCAACACUUUAAAGGCAGGGUUUGGCUCUCUGGAAGCAAUGCUCUAUAGAUGAGGCUAAUGUUGGCGCUAGAGCAUCCGGUUUCUUUCCAGUGUUGUGAUGAAGCAGCUUUCUGCUUGUUUAUCUUCUGGAAGAGAGACGAUAUAUCAUCACAGGGAUGUGGAAUUGGAUCUGAUAAAGUAUUAGGAUUUCGAGAUCUGGUAAAUGCAAACAUCUUUUAUAACUUAAAUAAGUUGAAAUGAGUCGAGUUCUGCUCUAAGUCUAUAAUGGUUGUACUGAGGUACACAUCUGACUGGUUUUCUAAUGAAGCUUUGAUCGAAGGCCCCUCACCUGUUUCCUAUGGAGGAAGUGCGGACAUGUUUUUAGCGUGGUACAGUAUAAUGGUUGUCAUGGGCGUCGAGGUUCCAUGCACAGACUGCCCCUCAGCCAGUGGCACCACUUCCUCGUAACACAGUUUACUAGACAAUGAGAAGCAGGUCCAAGUCACACAUGUGAAGCUACCAGGUUAGCGUAAUGCAUUGUUCUGAUGCAGCAAGCUGUGGAGGGUGUCUGAGGAAAUAAUUCAGAUAUUUAAUGGACUUAAAUUCACAAUUGAUCAAUGGCAAUAUGACCGCGGGGACAAAGAAUAUAUCAUGAGAGGUGCUAACAUGUUUUCAAACAUUUCCGUUUUUAUAAUUUUCAAAAUAAGUUGAUUUUCUGAUCUGAUGUAAAGGACUGAAUUGUUCUUAAGGUCUUACGGAUGGUUAACUAAUAAUUAAAGAAUGGUUAUAAAUUGACUCUGCUAAAGGGAUCGUGGGACAUCUUUAUUUUUAUAGAGGACAGGUUUUUCAUGAUGUCUCCCCUGUAAUUUGACCAGGAAAUGCUGCCGGAAAGAUAACGACAGAUUAACAGUAAAACUUGUUUCUCCAA